ACACAUAGCUGCUGUGGCCGAAUCACGGCUCUGAGAGAGUGAGUGCACGCGCACGCGCUUUAGGAAAGAAGGGAGUGAGGGAGAGAGAGAGAGAGAGAGAGAGAGAGAGAGAGAGAGAGAGAGAGAUCAGCACCAACGCGUGACCGCGACUGAAUCCACAAAAUAUAGUGAAGAAGUGGCGUUUUAACACAAAGACUCCGCGAGAGCGAGAAGAUGAAGUACACGCAUCCGCAGUGGCGUGAAAAGAGGAGCCGCAGCGCAUAAAGGGUAAAGUUUUAAGGAUCAUAAGGAACAUUUUUGCUCUCACGCCAGUCAAGUGCCAGAUCUCCCAGCUGUGCUGAAAAGAAAACACGCUGUGGAAGAGAAGCGCAGUUCAGAUUGGGUGGAUUCGUCAGUUUGAGAAGUAGAAGUAGUUUCCUUGCCCCUGGCCUGUAGGCUCUGUGAGCAGCAGUGGAGUACCAGCUGUGUCUGUAAUGGAGCGCUUUCCUGUCCACUGAGUCUGCUGCUGUCAGCACUGCAGACAUGUCUGCUUGCAACACCUUCACCGAACACGUGUGGAAGCCUGGCGAGUGCAAGAACUGCUUCAAACCAAAGAGUCUGCACCGCCUACCCGAGGGGGUUACACACAGGUUUCCCCCUGAACAAGUCCUUAACCAACACAGUCACACCACCACAGGAGGCACAAGUAACAUUAACCACCCAAGCCUCUCACCCACAGAAGGCAGGGCUAUCGUCAACUCUAAUCUUGCAAGCAACCCUCAGAGAAGCAGCAGUUCUUCCCGUUCAGGUCAGUUCCGCCCACCUGUAGCAAAAAAGCCCACAAUUGCAGUAAAGCCCACCAUGAUGCUUCCGUGCUCUGGAUUGGGGCUCGAUCUAGAAGGAAAUCCUCAGAAUCUGGUAGAGAGUGUAGAGCCUGGAAAGGCUUCAGCUUUUAAUGUUUGGAAUCACAAUGGUUUAAAUCCUAAGAGACCCCCAGAACCAAACAACAAUGAGAGAAAUGAUGAAAGGGGAGAGAUGGACGGCUUUACUUCUCUCUGUCCACCAAGCAGUAACAAUAACAAUGGCCUAACGGAUGUGCUGAAGGAAAUUGCAGGUUUGGGCUCAGAUCUGAGCUCCAGCAGGGACGACUUCUUGGGCCGCAUCAGCUGCUCCUACAGGCGCUCGUUGGAGAGAGGCUUGCCUGCAUCCAGCUGUCUGGCAUUGGGUCGUAGCAGCAGUGCAAACAAACAUGUUUCCUUGAGUGAUAGUGCAGAGAUUAUCAGUUCAGAGGGGGGACGCUUCUGCUACCCAGAAUUUUCCAGUGAUGGAGAGGAAGAUGAGGAAUAUGAAGAGGAAAGUGAAAGUGAUGAUGGUGAACACGAGAGCUGGGACGAGAGUGAUGAAGAGCUUUUGGCUAUGGAGAUCCGAAUGAGGGGUCAGCCCCGCUUUGCUAAUUUCCGUGCUGCAACACUGUCUCCAGUUCGAUUUGCAGCUGGUAAGAAGUGGAAUACUGUACCACUGAGGAACCGCUCACUGCAACGGAUCUGUGCUGUUGACUAUGACAGUUAUGAUGACAUUUUAAAUGGCUAUCCUUCCAUGGACUCCAGUGGAGCACGCAGCCUGCUUCCGUAUGACUCUGACCCUCAAGGCAGUGGGUUCUUGUCUAUCUCUGAGUCCAUCACCUCACCAGAGUCCUCAUCUUCUCUCCCUGAGGACUCCUGCACCUCCAGCAGUGGCAGUAGUGUCCCCUGUAACCCGUCUAAUGGUUUGCACCCUAUUCCACUGAACAGAGACUCUGCAGGACAAGAAGACACAGCAGGCAGAGCACUGAGCUCACCCAAAGCCUCUGAGACACACAAAGCUGUUCUGGCCAUCCGAUUACAGGAUCAAGACAUUAAUCAGAGAGAGGGUGGACCUCUUCCGCAGGCACUCCCUGGCCAGCCAAUCACAAUAAGCUUUAGUCCAACUGAGGAGCAGCCUAAACCAUACAGAGUAGUGAGUUUGGAGAAGACUCCUAUCUGUAAGCCUUACACUGUGGUGGAUGUGUCAGCUUCCAUGGCCAGCACUGAGGACCGAACUACUGGGAGCACUGCCAAGCCCAAAGGCUCAACCACAGCAUUGAGUCCCCCACCCUACCCAGGAGCUUCAAAAAAUAUCCCCCUGUCUGCUUCUUCCCUCUCCGCAAAAUCACCUAUAUCGCCCAAAACGCCACUGUCUCCUAAGUCUGCAGCCAUAUCUCCAACCACUCCAGUAUCUCCAUUCACUUCAGUUUCUCCAUCAGUACCAGUCUCUCUAAGUACUGCCUUAGCCAAUGUUACUAAGUCCAGCCCUUCUUGUAAAAAGCCUGUGAGCAGUCGUUACCAAGAGGUGUGGACAUCAAGCACUAGCCCUCGGCAAAAGCUUCCUAAAGUAGAGUUGCUUACUGGGACACCAGCUGGGUCAUCAGUCACUCCCAGACAUGCCAACCACAAAUCAGCUCCCACCUCCCCUGUUGCUGGUAUCUCCUCCUCACGUACCAUACCCGUGAAGUCACCUAAUUUGUCAGAGAUCAAAUUUAACAGCUACAAUAAUGCAGGUAUGCCUCCUUUCCCAAUCAUCAUCAGAGAUGAACCAACAUACGCACGCAGUUCAAAAAAUGCAGUGAAAGUGCCUAUUGUGAUUAACCCAAGUGCAUAUGAUAAUCUGGCUGUGUAUAAGAGCUUUCUGGGGGUAAGUGGGGACCUGCCACAGCCCAAGCCAGGAACAGGUGGUCGAGUACCCAGCCACACAUAUGAGGAAAUCGGAAACUCUGAAACUGCUCACUCCUCACCCACAGAACACAAGCCAACCAGAAAAUUUGUCUCAGCUGAUGCUAAGGAAGAAAGAGAUAUUACAAGAACUGUACCUCACAAUGACAAAACCAAAAAUAUCCCUGAGUGCAAUACAGCAGGCAACAUUUCAGUUACUGUUUCCAGCCCUCGGACAAACACUGUCCCCACUUCUAGCACUGCCUCUAGCAGUCUGACACAAAGCAGCACUGUUAAACUCGCCAGUAGCUUUAACCCCAGUGACGAUUCACCUGUAGCAUGCAGCAGUGAGUGCCAGACCUCCACUAGCACAGGGUCAGGGCACAGGGAGAAGGCCAGCAUGGUGCUGUCUCAGAUAGUAGCCUCUAUCCAGCCACCCCAGUCUCCUCCAGAUUCACCCUCCACUCACAGUAAGACAUAUAGUGCCGAGGAGCUCUACUCUCUUCCCCCUGAUGCCACUAAGGGUACUCUCAGCAGACCCAAAUCACUCCACUGCCCAACAGAUAGUAGUCAGUCCAAAUCUCACAAGGACACUCCAUCCAAGCUUUUACCUAAGUCUCAGAGUGCCUCAGCAGCUGAGGGUCCCACAAGUCCAAAAUCUGAACCCAGUGCCCCUUUCCCCCCACCUAGAUCCACAUCUUCCCCAUAUCAUGCUAGCAACAUUCUUCAGAGACACUUCAGCAAUUGGUCCAGACCCAUGGGCUCCAGACCCAGUGAUGGGGAGGUCAGCCCUGGAGCAGAAGGUAGACGCUCAUCUGACGGUAACAGGCCCAAACGUUGGAUCUCUUUCAAGAGCUUCUUUCGCCGGCGGAAAGAUGAGGAUGAACAAAAAGAGAAAGUGGAGCGAGAGAAAGAGAAAGGAAAGCUGGUGGGUUUGGAUGGGACAGUUAUCACCAUGUUACCUCCUCCUCCUCUUCAGAGGCAGCACUGGUUUUCAGAGUCAAAAACAGACGAUCCCAACCAAAAACCCACCAUUAUCUUCACCUAUAAGCCUGACAGUGGGUCAGGAGGCGAUGGUGAGGCAGAGCUCAGGGUGGAGGAGUGUAAUGCAGGUGCUGGUGGUGUGUCAUUCAACCAGUCAGGUCCACCUAAGAGCAGAGCCAGCCUCUUGAUCAGCAAAGUAAUGAGCCAGAUGCCAGUUCAGGGCCCAGAGAUGGACACGCCUGCCAUCACCUCGUUACCAGCCAAGGUGGAUCUGCUGACCAUGAGGGAGCAAGCCAACCUAUCUACACGCCCCAUGACUCGUCCCCUCUCACCCACUGUCAGUCUAGGGGAGCCUGAGGAGGACGAGGGUACACAAACACACUCUCACUCACACUCCCCUGCUUCUAGCUAUUGCAGUGCCACCUACACCAACCUAGGUCAGUCCAGGGCCAGUUUGAUCCCCACAAAGCACCCCAGGCACCUCAAGACGUCUGAUGAUGGCGUUCAUUCUGAAUCUGAAGGUUUCAAUCUAGGUGCCAAAGUCACUCCCCCACCGCUACCUAAGAAAUCUGUGCCACGAGCCAACACAGAGCCAACACUCACCAUAGAACCAAUGACUCGCCGGCCCCGGGGUGAGGUCAAGCCUGGUGGCGCAAGCUUGAGCGUGGCAAAUCCACUCUAUGACCUGGACUCCACCUGGGACACAGCCAGUCAGAGCUCCUCGCUCAGCUCUGAUGCUCGUCACCUAGAUGAGUCAGGGGACUCACUGGAGAGGCCAGUGGGAGGGGGGCGAAGCAUCUCCCGUUCAGGCAACAGCAGCACAGCCCCAGAUCGGGAAAGACGGGGCUGCCGCAGCACAGAGAGCCUUACAGCCAGUAAGACCCGCAGGCUUGCUCUUUACAGGGGUCUGGAGAGCUGGGAAGAGGUGGCAAGCCGCAUUCGCAAUCUUCACGCUGACACGUUGCGCAAACUGGCUGGCCGCUGUGAGGACCGCUUCAUGGCUGGUCAGAAAGACCUUUUGCGCUUUGGCACAGACAGCUGGUCCCAUUUCAGACUUACCACUGGCAAGCCAUGCUGCGAGGCAGAAGACGCUGUGUACUACACAGCUUCUUACUCUAAAGACCCACUCGUCAACUAUGCUGUUAAGAUUUGCAGGUACAAGGUGAAGGAGACCCAGCAGCAGUUCUUUCACAGCUUGGCUGUUCGACAAAGCCUUUCUGUGCACUACAACAUCCAGCAAGACUGUGGCCACUUCCUGGCAGAUGUUCCUGCCCGCCUUUUGCCCUGGGAGAAUGAGGAUGAGAGUGAUGAAGGGAGGGGUGAAAAGAGACAGAAGGAGCAUAAUCUGGAACAGAGUGAAGUGAAAAGGCAGGAUGAGAAAGGGCAGGGGAACAUAGCAGUGCCGGGGGACAUGGUGUGCCAUGGUGGGAGUUUGCGUAGCCGAGUUGUGGUGAUUACACGCGAGGUCCCAUUCCAAACGGUUGCCGAUUUUGUGCAAGAGGGUUCAGCAAGGCAUUCGCGUAAUCCAGAGCUGUAUGAGCGCCAAGUGUGCCUGCUGCUGCUUCAGCUGUGUAGUGGCUUAGAGCACAUGAAGCCCUACCAUGUGUCACACUGCGACUUGCACCUGAAGAACCUGCUGCUUGUGCACUGUCAUCCAGGAGAUCCUUGGAACCUGGAGCUUCCAGAGUCCAAUAACAACAGCACUUCUGCUUCUGCUUCUUCUGCCUGCCCAGCUCGCCUCAUCAUCAGCAACUUCUCUCAGGCCAAGCAGCAGAGCGUUGUGCGUUACACUGAAUGUGAUGAGUUUCAACUGGGUCUUUUAAUCUAUGAGAUGCUGCACCAACCCAAUCCUUUGGCGGAUGCAGCUGGCUUGAAGGAGAGGGAGCAACUGCCACCACUCCCUACACGGUCCCUAUACUCUCAGGGUCUGAUGCGGCUUGCAGGUCUCUUGCUCCACACUGACGAGUCCGAGCGCAUUGGCGUGGCCGAAGCUCGGGCAUGCCUGCAGUGUCUGCUGUGGGGGCCACGCGACGACCUCUUGCGUGCUGCACCUCUUCCCAUUCAGCGACAUGCAGCGCUGCAGAACUGGCUGGACUUGAAGCGUACACUCAUGAUGAUCAAGUUUGCCGAGCGCUCGCUAGACGCCAGCCACAGCGGCGGUGGAGUCAGCUUAGAGGACUGGCUCUGCUGCAAGUACCUGGCCUUCGCCACCACAGACUCCAUUGACAGGGUUGUACGUGUUUUGCAGCAGAUCUGAAUGUGGAUGCUUAACACCUAGAUUCGUUUAAACAGCCAGUCAGCUUUUAUAUCACAGGCCAAGUGCCUGGUGGAGUCUGCUGGCACAUACACAUUUGCGCUGUAUGCUUUUUUUCUUUCUUGGUUUGUUUUUAUCUGUUUUAUUAUUUUUAAUUUGAGGAACGUGCAAGACAUGUUUGUGCUUUAUUACUCUGUCUGUGUUACUUUAGUAAUGAGUGGUGAAGAAUUUUGAAAUAAUGCUUUUGCUUUUGAAUUGUUUUUUUUUGUAACCAGCCAUGCUGUUUGGUUCUUGUGUUAGAAAUUGUGUUAAUAGAAAAGCAGUGUUUUUUUUUCCCCAUUAGUUGUUUUUAUUGUUUUGUUUUAUUUUGCGUUUGUUUGUUUUUUCAGUGUGACUACAUUUGCAGAACGACUCACAGUUUGGCCUUCACGAUAAAAUGCUUCCUUUGUUUACGCUAGCUGUUUGAGAGAGAACUGAUCUGGCAUCAGCUUGUCUUCUCCGCUUCGACUUGGGACAACACUAGUUUUAGGCAUUUCAGGAUUUCGCAAAGGGUCUGAGAUUUCAUACGAAUGUUUUGUAGUUGCAGUAUGUUAAUGCUGGAUGUAGUGUAGGGAGAGUAAAGGAUGUAUGUUUCUAGGUUUUAGAGCUGUGUGUGAAGCAUAAGGAGUUCAUUAAACCACAGCUGCCACAGAUGGAAGAUACCACUGAGGGCCACGGUAUUUCUGCCACUCGCUCUCAAUCUCUCUCUUUCACCAUCUAUCAGCUCUUUAGUCAUGUUCUCCUCUGAGAACCUCCUGUCUCACUCAAAAGUCUAGAUGAGAUCGAGAUUUAACUUAUUAGUGAAAGAAAUUCCUUAAAUUUGAGCUCUAUUUCUGUAUUACAGUCUUGAGUGUCAGAAAGUCGACGCGAAUGAUUCCAAAGAGUGAGAUAUUUUUGUACCACCAGAAUUUACCAAAGUUUACGAGAUAGGCGGCAUGUAAUUUUCACAUGAAACUAAUGAAAUUUUGAAACAAAAUCUAUUUUAAUGCAGCAAAGAUCUACAUUACUUAAAGUGUCCUUAUGCAAACACACACGGAAUUAGCAGCCGGAUUUUCAGAUCCGGAACUGAAAUAUGCGGAGGAGUUUAGUGAAUGUGCACUGUGGUGAUUGGAGCGUCUUCAAGCGCUCCGAUCAAAGUUCCAUUUCCUCAAAACCCAGACAAUGAGUUGGGGGCGGAGCAGCCCCAGAGAAUAAUGGGUUGGAAUGGCAUGCUUUUUUUUCUAAGGUCGGUCAUUUUUGUACCUUUUAUGAAUUGAUGUGCAAUCAUUGUAAAUGAUAUCUGUUACGUAUGGAAGCAGUAUUUAAAUAGUGUAUGUGCUUGAUUUUAUGCAGCAGUCAGUUAUACAGUUACUUCCUUUAGGCACAUAAUUAUUGACAACGCCUGCCUCAAGGCACAGCUCAGUUUCUUUUGCAUUGAAACAAUUUCCACAUGUUCACAAGCUUGUGUGUGUGUGUGUGUGUGUGUGUGUGUGUGUAUUACAUUUUUGUUAUAUCAAUAUGCCCGAUUGUAAAAAUGUGUUUGUGUGUGCACUUAAUUUUGAAAGGAAAGGGGCCGAAGAGGUUAGAAUGUGAAUCAGCGGCAAGUCCCAGGUCUGCCUCCACAGGGACCAGUCAGCUAACUGGCUCACUCAGAUCAGUAGAGAAAAUCCAAGAGCCAUGUUGUGCUAAAAUUGUGAAUUUGCUGGAAAUCAUCCUCCUUUUUUAUUCUGAACCUAGAUAAAGAGUGGUGUGAGCCGAACAGCUCUAAAGCAGUGUUUCUCAACCAGCGGCCCUCAGGGCCCCUGUGGUCCGUGGCACAAUUUCAACAAGCCUGGGAUUGUUCAAAAAGAAAAAAUAGAUUAUGAUAUAAAUUAUGUAUAACUGCCAUUUUUUGUUAAACAGUUGGUUUAAUAAUUCAUUCAAUACAGAAUUACUGUUUUUGCUUAGUCAUGUACAUUCACAGCUCUCUCACUAAUGUAGCUUAGCUUGCUCUUUCAGCUGGGUUUGUAUCGUGUCCAACACUGAUGAGUUAAACAUACACAUGAUCAUUCACAGCCCUGUGUGUACCUUUAGCAAUCAAUGUUCUGAACAUUUUAAUGUUAACCCACAACUGCAAUCAUUUCAUUUUCAAGGUAAACUUGGAUGCAUGUUAAGAUUAAAGCAAGGCAAAAUGCAGGCAGGAUAUCUAAUCUAACAUUGACCUGAAGAUUGAUUCCAUCUGAUGGCUCGGUUUAUGAAAAGGUGUAAUCUAAGACUACUCGUACAUAUUAUUUCACAUUAUAAUUCUGUAUAUGCAUAUUAUGCUGGGUGUCUGUGAGGAUCAGAAUAUGCCAUAGCUCAUAAAUAUGAUGAGAAGCACUGCACUAAAAAAAAAAAAGUGCAAUACAGUAGCUGAUCUGCUCACGUCGAAGUGGCUAAGAAAACACACAGAGUCUGUCUGAGCCAUUAUUCAUCUGUGUCUGUCUGAAAAACCUUUGGUCUUUUUUUGCUCCUUUCCACUAGCGAGCAUCCUGAUUCUGUUUUUAAUUAAUUAGGAAUCGUUCUAAGAAGGAGAUGCGUUCAUUCAGCAAGUGUACAUGGGUGUGUGCGUGUAUUCCUUACGAGACUCCAAUGCUGCUGAGGUUGGUUGUUUGACUUACUGGGGAAUGUUGGUGGACUGCACCGGUGGCCGUCCUUCCAUCAUAGUUUUGCGUUUUUAUAUUAUAGUUUUAUAUAAUAGAUUUAGAAUGGUACACACACCACAACACCUUGUGUUCCAGGCUCACUAUUCUGUCUUGGCUCUACUUCACCUUCACCACUUCAUGCUGGACGAUGUUCUGAUAAUCAAUGCUUGUUUUGCUUUUUUUUAUUUCCACGAGUGUAUUUUAUGGUUGAUUUUUAUGUAUUUUAAUGCCUAAUAAAUAUAUAUAUAAGUAUGCUACUGACUUUAUUGAAAGCCAUUAGUGUUCAUAUAUAUAAAUUGGCCGUUAUAUAUAUAUUUAUAUAUAUAAAAAUGUAUGUAUGUAUCUCAUGGCAUUUGGUGGCAUACAGCCAUUCCUUGUUGUCUGAGUUAUCAGUAGUAAUAAAAAUAUGAAUAUAUGUUUUUA
Tachysurus fulvidraco (yellow catfish) is the source of this 9047-nucleotide messenger RNA. It is a transcript of the gene peak1, whose product is annotated as pseudopodium-enriched atypical kinase 1. The coding region runs from base 523 to 5946 and encodes 1807 amino acids. Gene Ontology annotation, biological process: protein phosphorylation. Lineage: Eukaryota; Metazoa; Chordata; Actinopteri; Siluriformes; Bagridae. The transcript is spliced from 7 exons. Gene Ontology annotation, molecular function: ATP binding; protein kinase activity. The record is from RefSeq and is a predicted model, not a curated record.